CUCGCUCGUAUUGUUGUGGUGUGUCCCAGCAUCAUGCAGGUGCUGGGGUCCUUCCCUUCUCCCAGUGGACCAGCGUCCACCUGCAGCCUGCUGAAUGAAGACACCCUGAUUCGCUACGCCAGGCUAAGUGCCACAGGAGUCUGCAAUUUCCGCUACUUCGUCCUGGACAACUCCGUUAUCCUCGCAAUGCUGGAGCAACCGCUCGGCAACGAGCAGAACCCCAGUCCAUCGGUGACCGUUUUGAUUCGAGGGACAGCUGGACG
This is a messenger RNA of Austrofundulus limnaeus, 263 nucleotides long. Its product is annotated as ral GTPase-activating protein subunit beta. The record is from RefSeq and is a predicted model, not a curated record. Lineage: Eukaryota; Metazoa; Chordata; Actinopteri; Cyprinodontiformes; Rivulidae. Gene Ontology annotation, molecular function: GTPase activator activity. Gene Ontology annotation, biological process: activation of GTPase activity.